This is a messenger RNA of Lycium barbarum (goji berry), 672 nucleotides long. RefSeq lists its product as uncharacterized. The transcript is spliced from 4 exons. Bases 1 to 672 code for a protein of 223 amino acids. The record is from RefSeq and is a predicted model, not a curated record. NCBI's taxonomy places the organism in Eukaryota, Viridiplantae, Streptophyta, Magnoliopsida, Solanales, Solanaceae.
AUGGAAGAAGAAAGUUUGGGUGAAGCCCUAGCCGGUAUUCUUGUGAACUUUGAUGGUGAAGACAUGGAAGGUUACGUGGAGACAGUUAAUUCGCUUUUUGGGAUGGUGAUUGUUUCAGCCCUACUGACUGAGGAGCAGAUUCUACAGCUUUUGGAGGUAUUUCGUAAAUAUAGGCGUGCUAUUGGUUGGACCAUAGUAGACAUUCGGGGAAUUCCAUCUGGGAUAUGUGAACAUAAUAUCCAGUUGGAGGAGGACAACCAACUGAAUGUAGAGCAUCAAAGGAGGUUGAACGAGAAUAUGCAAGAGGUAGUCAAGAAAGAGAUUAUCAAAUGGUUAGAUACUGGAGUGGUUUACCCAACUGCUGGCAUUAAAGGUGUUCGAAGUUUCUUGGGACAUGCUGGGUUCUAUAGACGCUUCAUUAAAGAUUUAUCCAAGAUUACUAACCCGAUGUUCAAGCUUCUUGAAAAAGAGGCUAAGUUUGUGUUUGAUGACAAGUGUCGGAAGGCGUUUGAUGAGUUAAAGGAACGCCUCACUACUGCUCCUAUUAUUCUUGAAGAAGCUGGGAGACCUUCUAAUGAGCUAGAUAUAGAUGUGCAUUUCCAGAUGAGAGGGUGUUGGCUGUUUCAAUGGAAGUGGUAUCGUGGUAUGCUGACAUUGCUAAUUAUUUGGUGA